AUGGCUAGCUGGCUUACUUCUCCAAUUCAACUCACUGGGAGUCGCGAGUUCACCUGCGAUGGAUUCUCCGAAGAACAGUGCGCCUUCUACAAACAGCGAUGGCACUUCUGGUACAUUGCCGACUACGUUUAUGCUUUGCCAACAGUAGCCUUCUUUAUGAGCAUCCUUGGCAUCUUCAUCAUUGGCCAUGUCAUAUCUUCACAAAUUCUUGGGUAUCGCGAACUUCGAGGUCCACUGUUAUGGAGGAAGUUGAUUGCAGGCAUCCGAUAUCUCUCAUACCGUGGUAUUCGCGUGGAAGUACUGCGCUGGAACUCGGCGCCGGUAGGGCUUCUUCUAUUGGGAGCUGCUGGUGCCAUAUACUUCUUUUGUAUGGAUUUGAUUCCACAGCCUUACUACUGGCCUAGUGAGAACUAUGGUGGUUCCCCACCGCUAGGAACUAGAUCCGGGUGGAUGGCUUUGGCAUACAUGCCGUUCGUAUUUGCAACAGCAAGCAAAACGAACUGGAUCACACUUACCACUGGGGUAUCCCACGAGAAGAUUCAAGUCUUUCAUCGAUGGAGUGCUUAUGCAUUCUUCCUGCUGGCACUAAUGCAUACCUUUCCUUUUAUCGUCUAUCACAUUAGGUUCCACGACAUGGUAAUGGAAGUGACCAUGAUGAAUACGCUAUUCUACUGGACUGGUAUUGUUGCGCUCGUCUUCCAGGCUUGGCUUACUUUCGCAUCCCACAGUGUGAUUAGACACCUCGGCUAUGAAUUCUUCAAAGCAACGCACAUUUUCGCUGUUGUUGUCUUUGUAGUUGUGUUUUUCUGGCAUUGCGACUAUACCCUUACGUCCUGGCACUACUUUAUCGCAACAGCAGCGAUGUAUGUCCCUUGCUUCAUCUACCCCUGGCUCCGAACGGCUUUCGAAUACGGCUUGGCUCAAAAAGCUCAUAUUCACAUAGAAGACAAUGGCUUCAUACGCCUCACGAUCCCAGUUUCCAAGAUGAGGUGGAGACCCGGACAACACUGCUUUCUGCGUUUUACGAGCUUUGGCCUCCAGGCUUUCUCGUCUCACCCUUUCACCAUAUGCUCGCUACCAGCGAUACAAUCAAACGAGACAUCUGAGCUCGUGUUUUACAUCCGCCGUUCGCACGGUUUGACGAAGAAGCUGUACGAGCAUGCACAGAAGCAUCCCGGUACUGCCGUACCGAUACUAGUCGAUGGUCCGUACGGAGGCAUAAACAUGCAAAGGUUCAACGAGGCAGAUCGUCUGCUUGUUGUCGCAGGUGGAUCGGGAGCAGGUUGGAUAUUGCCCAUGAUCGAGCUGUUCUGCAGACAAAACGGCAGCAGAGUCGAUGGACGCGGUGAAAAAGACCUGGAAGCCGGGGCCAAGGAAAUGCAGCCCAAUCCAGACCAGCACUGUCGCAGCUUGUGUGUCGUUUUAGCAACACGCGACAUCGAUAGCCGCACGUGGUUUUUGGACACUACAGCAAAGUUACUAGCUAAACUUCAGUCACGGCAGCAGUCUUCCAACAUCAGCAUCGAAGUCCACUUAACCGGAGAGGCCGAACAGAACGCCACGCUCUCAACGCAUAUAGAUAGCACAAUAACUCAAAGCGCAUCCUCUUCAUCCUCAGACGACAUCGAAGCCAGCCCCAAAGACGACCACGUCGCCGCACGAAGCAAAGAACUCCGUGGCCGACCCAACCUACAUCUGAUGAUUCACCGAGAGGGUAUUGUUGCGGCAGAGGAAAAUCGUUCACUUGGUGUGUACGUUUGCGGGCCGACGACUAUGCAGAACGAAGUACGGAAUGCCGUUGCGAAAGAGAAUCUCAGUAUUAUCAAGGGUUCCAGGUCCAGCGGUGUGUAUCUGCACUCCGAGCAUUUUUCAUGGGCUUGA
Messenger RNA from Ascochyta rabiei, 1881 nucleotides. RefSeq lists its product as uncharacterized. The record is from RefSeq and is a predicted model, not a curated record. The coding region runs from base 1 to 1881 and encodes 626 amino acids. Gene Ontology annotation, cellular component: plasma membrane. Gene Ontology annotation, molecular function: ferric-chelate reductase activity. Lineage: Eukaryota; Fungi; Ascomycota; Dothideomycetes; Pleosporales; Didymellaceae. Gene Ontology annotation, biological process: iron ion transport; copper ion import; intracellular iron ion homeostasis. The transcript has 6 exons.